AUGAACUCCAAGGUCAAGCACAUUCCUCCAACGCUGGAGUCUUUGACCAGAUCGACACUUCUUUGUUUGACUGCCAUCGGGGUCAUAGCUUCAAUCACGCCAGCGUUUCUCAUCGCCUUGGUUCCCCUGUCGGUGGCCUUCUACUUCAUUCAGAAGUAUUUCAGAGUCGCUUCCAAACACGAGGCACGAUUUAAACAGCGGAUGUUGGAGCUGACCGAUACCAAUAACACAGCCUACCUGUUUCUGUCUGCGGCUAACCGCUGGCUGGAGGUCCGAACGCUCACUAACUACUUAAACUGGGUUGUGAGAAACUUGGCAGACCUGGAGGUCCAGAUGGCAGCUGUGGAGAAGGUCAACACCUUCCUCGGCACUGGCUCAGAGAACUACGAUGGAUCUAUGGACUCCUCUCAGGUCCCUGAGAACUGGCCUCAGGACGGUGAGAUAAAGAUCCAGGACCUGUGUGUGCGCUACGAUUCCUCGCUCAAAGCGGUGCUGAAACACGUCAACGCCUCCAUCAAACCGGGCCAGAAGGUGGGAAUCUGCGGUCGCACAGGCAGCGGGAAGUCGUCUCUGUCGUUGGCCUUUUUCAACAUGGUGGAUAUUUUUGAAGGGAAGAUCGUCAUCGACGGCAUCGAUAUCUGUAAGCUUCCUCUGCAGACUCUCAGGUCUCGACUCUCCAUCAUCCUCCAGGAUCCGGUCUUAUUUAGCGGCUCAAUAAGGUUUAACCUGGAUCCAGAGCGGAAGUGCACAGACGAUCGCCUGUGGGAGGCGCUAGAGAUCGCUCAGCUGAAGAACAUGGUGAAGGCGCUCCCCGGAGGACUCGACGCGGUUGUGACAGAAGGUGGAGAGAACUUCAGCGUUGGACAGAGACAGCUGUUCUGUUUGGCCAGAGCCUUCGUCAGGAAGAGCAGCAUCCUCAUCAUGGAUGAAGCCACAGCAUCCAUAGACAUGGCCACGGAGAACAUCUUACAGAAGGUUGUGAUGACGGCGUUCUCAGACAGAACAGUCGUUACAAUCGCACACCGCGUCCACACCAUCCUAACCGCCGACCUGGUCAUCGUGAUGAAGCGAGGGAACAUCCUGGAGUACGACAAACCGGACACACUGUUGGAGCAGGAGGACGGCAUGUUUGCCUCGUUUGUCCGAGCCGACAUGUGAACUCUCCGUCGCUGAGAGACGGCUCAGUUUGCUCACUAAC
Molecule: messenger RNA, 1198 nt
Organism: Nematolebias whitei (Rio pearlfish)
Lineage: Eukaryota; Metazoa; Chordata; Actinopteri; Cyprinodontiformes; Rivulidae
Product: ATP-binding cassette sub-family C member 9
Exons: 11
Coding region: 1-1158 (385 amino acids)
Biological process (GO): transmembrane transport
Cellular component (GO): membrane
Molecular function (GO): ATP hydrolysis activity; ATPase-coupled transmembrane transporter activity; ATP binding
Source: RefSeq, a predicted model, not a curated record